AUGACCGCACUGACUGACCAACCAGCACUGCUCGAGCGGAUCGCACAAGGCGAUCAAGAGUGCAUGCGCCGAUUGAUCGAUCAAUACACCGGUCUCGUCUGGUCUCUGGUUCGCAGGAAAGUAUCGAACAAAGCCGACGCCGAGGAUCUCGUGCAAGAUAUUUUCGCUGAAAUCUGGAAAAGCGCCAAGCGUUACAAACCCGAGAUGGGAUCCGAAGCGACAUUCGUUUCAGUGAUCACACGCCGUCGCGUCAUUGAUUACAUCCGCAAGGUGACGCGCCGGGACCCAGAAGUCCAGUUUGAUGGUGCCGUGGAAUACAGUGCAGCUGAUACACCGCAAUCAAACGAAACGAGUUCUGAGGAAAUCGCAUCUGCGAUGGACAUCAUGCGAUCCAUGAGUCCGCAGCGCCGACAAGUACUUGAGCUAUCCGUUAUUCACGGGCUUUCGCACUCACAGAUCGUGGAGUCCACGAGCAUGCCGCUCGGUACUGUGAAAGCUCACAUCCGCCGUGGACUCGAAGAAGUCCGUUCCAUGGGGGGUGUCACAAUGACCGAUGCACACAACCCACAGUUUGACGAUCGUGCAAUGGAUCUGAUCCUUGAUCGUGUCCUUGGAGAGACAGAAAACUACUCCGAUGACUCCAUCGAUGCGCAGCUCUACCAAGAAAUGGAACUCGCCGCGGCCGUGCUCGAUCAAGCCGCCGCAGAGUCUGCUCCGCUGGAUAUGCCAGAGAGCCUCGCUGAUCGGAUCAAGAGUGAAGUGGAUCAAUACCCUGCACAGCAGGUGUAUCAGUCUGAAUCGCCCUAUCGGAUCGAUCAGCAUACUCCCCAAUCAACACCACAGCGUGUCCAGUGGGUUCCAUGGAUGGUUGCAGCGGCUUCGCUGCUCAUCGCAUCUGCGGCGAUCCUGCUCCCACGCUCAGCGCCUGUGAUUCAACCGCAACCUGUAGAUCUUGUUGCGGAUCGACUCGCGCUGAUCGAUCAAACACCAGUUGACGAACUCACACAAUGGGACUGGAUCUCAACUGAUGAUCAAGCCGUAGUCGGCGAAGUGAUUGGUGAUGUCGUCUGGAGCGAUACCCUCAACAAGGGAUAUAUGCGGAUCUCCGGACUCGCUGUCAACGAUCCUUCCCUUGAGCAGUACCAACUCUGGAUCUUCGACGCGACACGACCAACUGGAGAUCUACCCCAGUUUGGUGAAGGACUACUCACGCAGCGUCCGAUCGACGGCGGCGUAUUCGACAUCAACAGUGCGGGAGAGGUUAUCAUCGAGAUCGACUCCAAGCUCGCUGUCAAGCAAGCCGCGGCGUUCGCGAUCACCGUCGAGCCUCCUGGAGGCGUGGUGGUCUCAGAUCGAACCCGAGUCCCAUUGCUUGCACUCGCUCCGUAA
Molecule: messenger RNA, 1389 nt
Organism: Symbiodinium sp. CCMP2592
Lineage: Eukaryota; Dinophyceae; Suessiales; Symbiodiniaceae
Source: the annotation of a GenBank genome assembly